CUGCUGGUGUACCUGGAAAUCUAACUUUGCAUCUCAUUGAGGCUAAAGACUUAAUUGCAAAUGAUAGAGGAGGCACGAGCGAUCCAUAUGUGAGAGUUCGUAUUAAUAAAAAUGAUCAACAUAAAACAGCAGUCAUUAAGAAAACAUUGACACCAAGAUGGAUGAGAGAAAUCCUGGUAUAUGCAACAUUACAUCAACCAAGCCUAUUAUGGGUUUUAAGUGGGUGGAAUGUACCUGACCAGGAUUUGUAUACGGUUUCUACGGUAUUAAGGGACGAACAGGUAUAUAUACCAAAUCUUACUAGUUCUCCCUCACCGAUUCUGCUUCAAGUUAGAGAUUACAAUACGAUUGGUAAGGACGUUACCAUUGGCGAAUACUACUUAAAUUUAUGGGAACAUAUUGAGCCUG
Racocetra persica is the source of this 408-nucleotide messenger RNA. The record is from the annotation of a GenBank genome assembly. NCBI's taxonomy places the organism in Eukaryota, Fungi, Glomeromycota, Glomeromycetes, Diversisporales, Gigasporaceae.